This is a messenger RNA of Cordyceps militaris CM01, 459 nucleotides long. RefSeq lists its product as uncharacterized. NCBI's taxonomy places the organism in Eukaryota, Fungi, Ascomycota, Sordariomycetes, Hypocreales, Cordycipitaceae. The transcript has 3 exons. The coding region runs from base 1 to 459 and encodes 152 amino acids. The record is from RefSeq and is a predicted model, not a curated record.
AUGGCUGUGUUGCAGAUUCGCGGCGGUCUGCACCGUGCUCACGAGAUCUUUCCACCAAACCUUUUGGGUGCCGCGUCGACUCCGAAUGGGCGCAACGGCAGCUGCGACGAAUUACCAAGCACCACUGGACCCUUUUUGGGGGCGCUAGAUCGACCGCGACACGAGGUUAAUUAUUACUCGUCAGGCCACCAGAUUGCCUUCAGCGUAGCGUCUGUGCGAUUACCAGGGACAGAAAGAAAAAUUCACUGGAGCGGAGUGCUCAGCGCCGAUGCGCAGAUCGAUUACAUGCCGAUGAUGGCAUGGGGGUUUCUAGCCAUAGGGGCUGGAACAGCUGUGCGAGCCACGACAGUCUCCGAUGCGGACAGCUUGCUGUACCAAGCAGCUGAGUUUGAUUCUUCUAGUGUUGCAUUUGUCCUUCUCUAUGUCCUUGCUCCGCCGAGACGGAGCUCCGAGGGCUGA